CGAACAUCGGAGGAACAGUGGCGGCACACGGUUCGGACAAUUGAUACGAGCCUGCCGUGCCGACCCACCGACAGACCCACUACACUCCUCCUCUGAUUGACUGACACUUGAGAGAAGAUGAUGAUCUAUGCAACAGCCACGUCAUAACAUCUUUCACCCAACUAACUAAUCAUGAGGUGGGCUCUAACACCAGGGAUUAUUGGGGUCGGGUGGGGUCUCACGGGGCGACAAUUUUUUGCCGGUGGGAGGAGUGCCAAACCGUACUCGACCGCCGUGCUCCUGCUGAACAUGGGAGGUCCGGCCGAGUUGGGGGAAGUGGGUCCGUUUCUGCACAGGCUGUUUCAGGACCGGGACAUCAUGCAACUCCCUAUGCAAACUCAGGUCGGUGCUUGGCUCGCGAAACGACGAACUCCUUCCAUCCGGGCGAAAUAUGCGGAAAUUGGGGGUGGUUCGCCAAUUUUAAAGUGGACGAAGAUACAGGGUGACUUGUUAUGUAAGGAGUUGGACAGCUUGUCCCCGUCAACGGCGCCACAUAAGCCGUAUGUUGGUUUUCGUUAUGCUAAUCCACUCACGAGGAGCACGUUGGAGGAGAUGGAAAGGGACGGGGUCAAGAGAGCGGUUGCCUUUUCUCAAUAUCCACAGUAUUCUUGCGCCACGACGGGCUCAUCGAUUCAUGAGAUACACAAGUUUUACAUGGAUAAGAAAGAGUCGUCCUCCAUCAAGUGGAGUGUUUUGGACAGGUGGGGCACGAAUCCUGGCUUUGUGGCGGCUGUCGUGGAGAGAAUCAAGGAACAAUUGCCUCACUUUCCACAAAAUCAGGGUCCGCCAGUCAUCCUCUUCUCGGCGCAUUCCCUCCCAAUGAAGACUGUCAACCGUGGGGAUCCAUACCCCGUCGAGGUUUCUGCCACUGUAGAGCUUGUCAUGAAAACUCUCGGCAGUACGUACCCCUACCGACUCGUGUGGCAGUCAAAGGUCGGACCGAUCCCAUGGCUGCGACCUUCCACCGAGGAGGCCAUCAAAGGUUUGGCUGCUAAGAAGUUACGCAACAUACUCCUCGUCCCGAUAGCAUUUGUGAAUGAACACAUCGAAACGUUGCAUGAGAUGGAUAUCGAAUAUGGGUCAGACUUAGCGAAACAGGUUGGCGUUACCAUCCGUCGCGCCCAAGCCCCGAACGACCAUCCCUUCUUCAUUAAGGGAAUGGCCGAGUGUGUCGUAAACCAUUUGAGGGAAGACGUCGCCGUGUCGCCCCAACUCUUAAUGACGUGUCCUCUCUGCACUCGAGAGACAUGUGGGAAGACGAAAAUGUGGCUCAACACGCUCAACAGCUUUAACCAGAAGCAAUAAUUGUAGUCUUAUCAAGUGUAAUAUUUAACCAUGAAACAGAUCUGAUCGAUAUCUGUAAUUAAUCGCGCUCUCUCUGUGAUGUCAUUAAUUUUUCGGGUCCGUUUCUGCCAGCGCAUUUGAAUGUAGUAGAUUAUUAGUGUGAAAAGCAUGUUGUUUAAAUCGAAAAAUGUUACGUGUAUAUAUUUUUAAAAGUGUUACGCAUUAUUAUGUCCGAUACCUCAAAUUUGGAAGUGAAUUAUAAUUAAAAUGGGUACUUAUGUGAGUUCAAAGAAUGAAACCAAAGACAAAACAAUA
This is a messenger RNA of Folsomia candida, 1638 nucleotides long. It is a transcript of the gene FeCH, whose product is annotated as ferrochelatase, mitochondrial. Lineage: Eukaryota; Metazoa; Arthropoda; Collembola; Entomobryomorpha; Isotomidae. Gene Ontology annotation, biological process: heme biosynthetic process. The transcript is spliced from 7 exons. The coding region runs from base 172 to 1344 and encodes 390 amino acids. Gene Ontology annotation, molecular function: protoporphyrin ferrochelatase activity. The record is from RefSeq and is a predicted model, not a curated record.